AUGAGUGAAACACCUUCAACUAGUUACUCAGUGAAUCACCCAAACUCCUCAGAGAGUGAACAGAGUUUAUCCGCUCGCCAUUUCAAUGUUACUGAACCUGUUGUGGCAAAACGGAUCUGUUUCUAUAAAAGUGGAGAUCCUCAGUUUAAUGGGAUCAAAAUGGUCAUUAAUAACCGGUCUUACAAAACAUUUGAUGCCUUGCUGGAUAGUUUAUCUAAACGGGUCCCAUUACCUUUUGGAGUAAGGAAUAUUAGUACACCAAAAGGGAGACACAACAUCACCAAUUUGGAGGAUCUUGAAGAUGGAAAAUCUUAUAUUUGCUCCCAUCAGAGGAAAAUGAAGCCCAUCAACCUGGAACAGGCUAGCAAAAAGCCGCUGCCCUGGCAGAUCAGUAGGCCUGUCAGUGCUCAUGGAUUUGGCCAUCGAGAAAGCAAAAUAACAACUCCCAAAAAGAUGCUUGUUUUCAAAAAUGGGGAUGUAAGACUCAGGCGCACCAUAGUUCUGGGAAAGAAAAAUACACAAACCUUUGAGGCCUUUCUGGAUUAUAUGAGUGAGUUAAUGCAGUAUCCAGUCGUGAAACUGUAUACCACUGAUGGCAGAAAGGUUCCUAAUCUUCAGGCCCUGAUAUUGUGCUCUGGAGCUGUAGUCGCAGCAGGGAGAGAGCCUUUUAAACGAAGCAAUUAUGAUUCUCUUGGGUAUUCACAGCCUGCUAAAUUGCUUGGAAUUGCAAAUCGUGUGUACCCAAAAGCAAAUGCCAAGUCAGAAAGUGAAAAUACAAGAGCUGAAAUGGGUUCUAGCUCAAGAUCUCAGAUAUUCUCAGUUUCUUCUGAUAAAGGGUCCAGCAAUGAUAACAACUCAAAUUAUAACAACUCGGAUUCUUCCUAUGUUCCUGACAGUCAUAAUGGUAUAGGAGGAAAUCAGUCAGUUACUGGUGAAGACUUAUCUGUGUCACCAUAUGAAGAUGACAUUGAGAAAUCUGUUCAGCUUAAUCAAGAUGGCAGCAUCACAGUGGAAAUGAAGGUUCGAUUCAAAAUUAAAGAGGAAGAAACCAUUAAAUGGACAACCACUGUAAGUCGUGCUGGCCUUUUUGAUGACAAAAAUACCACCAUUUGCAACUCUGCAAUGCGUGCAGAAGACUGCUUAUCCAAUGUAAAUGUAUCAGAAUGUAUAAAAUCAAAAGAUGCUCCAUUUUUGAAGAGCUGCAAUAAAGAAGAGGGAGACUCAUUACAGGAAUUCAAUGCUGAAGUGUCAGACAAAGAAUCAGAUUCUGAUUUUAAAACUGCUUGUUGUAAUAUCUGUAAGAAGAACAAUUCUGCAGAUCUGCCUGAGGAUGAUAUCAGGCCUCACUUUUAUAGGCCUCCCACCCCUGGGCCAAGGCGUGUUAGACAAAAGAAAGCAGUAGUUGAAAGUGUCACCUUGGUAUCUGAGAAAGAGGUUCAGGAGAAGACAAUAGGACAGUUUUCCUACAGUGAGGAAAUACAGAAUGGAGAAAAUAAAUCUGAGUAUUGCAUGGUAGCUCAUUCAAGCAGAAAAAAAUCAAGUGUCAGUAAUCCAAAGUUUAGUGAAAUGAGUGACAAUGAUUUAUUAAAGCUUUCUUCAGAGAAUAUAAAAGAAGAAAUAUAUUCAGAAUUAUGUCAGUCAAAAGAAGAAACAAAAUACAAAGCUGCUGAUUUAUUGCCUCUUUCUCAAGAUUCAAUGCAUUCAGCCUGUCCCGGACAUAGCCAGAUGAAGAUGAUGGUAUAUCCAUGUAGUAAAGCUCCUACUGAGAGCCUAAAUCCAACAACUGGAUUCUUUCCUACUGUUACUGCAGGUGAGAAUCAACUCAGUGUCAGGACUGAAUCUGUGAUGGCAACACAUCUCAUUGAUGACAGUCAAUCUGCAUCUUCCCUCACCAAAAAGAAGAAGAAGAAGAGAAAAUCAUCUAAUGUUCUAGAACAAGACAAAAGCAUACGUCCUGAAGAUGAGUUCUAUCACGAGGAUUCAGUGGAACAAAAUGGAUUAUCAUCUAAUAAAAAACCAAGAAGUAAUAAUAAGUUGGCCAAGGGGAUGAAGAAAAAUCUAAGGAAAGGUGCAAGUAAGUUAAAUAUGUCAGAGAGAGCCAUUGCGCUAGAGGCUCUAAAACAGGAGGAUUUUCAAAAGGAAGCUGUUGAGCAUUCACUUGAAAACUAUGUCCAAACUUGGCUGAAAAACUUGUUACCAAAUUCUGUCUUACCUCCUAUAAAUAAAAGAGACAGCAAUGUAGAGAAUAGCAAUGUCUGUCAUUUUCCUAAAGAAAAUACUGAUACUUGUAUAGAUAAAGAAACAAUACUUAUCACAAAUAAAGUGCAUGUGACUGGAAAAAAUCAUCUGGUUGAACACAAUCUAACAAAAAAAACAUUAAAGCCUAUUUGUGAUUUGGGAACUUUAGAAAAAUCAGCCAAGGAUUCACAUGAAAAACAAACUGACUCUUUGAUUCAUGCUAAUACAACUAUAGUAGAAGAAGCCAAGUAUUCAUUACAGUCAGAAUUUCAUCAUGAUGGUAAGCUACACUUGUUUCAUGAAGCACAUGGCAAUGAUAAAAAGAUGUCAGAAGUUGAUAUUCAAGAUACCAACCUGUGUCAAAGAAAAAAAUCUGAAGUUGCUGUUCAAGUUGAUUGUGCAAUUGUCAAUGAGAAAAUGGGAAUUGAUGUUCAGAAUAAUUGCAUGUCUAGCAUGUUGCUGCAUGAACUACAAUCAACUUUGCUUGGUCUCCAGAAAGAACAUAGUGGAUGCAUAGGAAAAGUUUGCAGCCUUUCAGAUCUUUCUCCUUCCACUUUUGGUUCUUCCUCCAAUGUCCUCCUAGCUUGGCUGCUUUUACUGAAUCUGAGAGAGAGUUUGAUUGGGACAAUCAAAGAUGAUAUGCAAAAGGCUACCUGUAGCUGUUCUGAAAUAUUUACACAGUUACAAUUUCUGAAACAAACUACAGUCAUAGAAAAAGUUGAUGAACUGAAGGCUGCCUUCUCACAUUUUCAGCAAUCAACAGAAAAUAACUUAGUACACUUUGGGAGGGAACUCAAAAAGCAGGACUCCACACAUUGCCAUGAGAAUAUGCCCAUAUCUGAAAUUCAUAACAGUAUACAUUUGCAUGAAAAUGAAAAAUCAGUUGAGCCUUGUAUUCCAAAGGACAGUGUAAAUUCUGAAGAAGCUCUGAAAUUGACUGGUGAAUUAGAAAGCUGUUUUGAUAUACAGAAAGGUUUUUGUAGAGAAACAGAGACUUUAGGCUUGAGUGCUCCCAAAACACAGCUAGAUGGUCAAUAUGCCAAUACUCAUUCAAAUACCUGUAGCCUUGCAUCAGCUAUAGAGCCACCUGAAAGAAAUGAAGAAAUGCCUGAUAACCUAUAUAAAAAAUCUCAAGAUAAAACCACUGAUGAACCAUCAUUCACUCAUGAAGAAUCAGAAACUUCAGUAGAACCUAACUCGACAGUUCAUAGUGUAACGUCUAAUGAUAAAAAUUGUAUUUUAGAUCAGGAUACUUCUGAGUUAGAAGGUGAAAAAGAUAUUACACAUGUUACUACUGAUAAAAGUGAAGAUGAGAAAGUUGAUCGAAAGUCAGCAGGUAAUGGAAAAAAAACAAAUAACCAAAUUAAACUAGCUGCUGAAACGUCUGUAGAAUAUAAUAAUGAGGAUUAUUCUGUACCAGAAGACAAGGAAGAUGCAGAAACUUGUGACAAAACCUCUGAGAGGUCAUCUACAGUCUCUCCAUUAUCAUUUUGUUAUGAAUCAAAGCAAAUUACAGAAUGUGAUAUGAGUGAAGGAGAACAGAAAUUGCAAGUAGAAGAACUGGAGAAUAAAAUGUGUUCAGACACUUCUCAAUUAAAAAAAUGCUUAAAAAGUCCUGCUACUUCCGACUGGUCAGAUUACAGACCAGACACUGAAGAAAGUGAUUAUAACUUUAGAGCAUCCAGUGAUUUGACCAAUGAAAGUGGGGACGAAGCAGUACUUGAAAAACAUUAUAACACUGGCUAUGUAAAAAGAACUAUUGAACGACUUUAUGGCAAGACGGAAGCUUCAUUUAAGCCUGACUUUCACAAAGGAUUUCUUUAUAUGUCAAAAGUAUUUCAAAAAGAUACUGAAGAAUUCCACUCUGCAGUGGUGGAAAAAAGCAUUUAUUUUUCUCAAGAACCUAGGUCUUGUUCUGCAGAGAAAUUGUCACAUUCUUCACUACCAUCACAAGAAUUUCCAGUAAACAUAAACAAAGAUGACACUAUAUUGAGCAGAGAAAGUACUUCUUUACCAACACCACAACCUACUCUUAACAGAGAAGAGACAAGUUAUACUAAUGACCGUUCAGGGGAAUCUCCAAAGCAACAUUGUCAACCUAGCGUACGAGCUAAUGAAGAUGAAGGAAUAUUGAUAGAUAAAGGCAAAUGGCUUCUCAAAGAAAAUCAUUUGAUAAGAAGAUCACCACCUGAACAGAUUGGAAUGUAUGAUAAUUUAGAUACAACAUCAACAGACACAGUCCUUGAUACCAACAGUGAAGAUGUUCCAUACUCACACUUUGGCAAUCUGAAUCAGUACCCAGUCCUCAAUGAAAUCUCUUCUUCAGAACUUGAAGACAUGGCUAAACCCUCUGAAAAUUUUUGCAACUACUUCAAUAUGCCUCAUAAUAGUGAUUCAGACCCCUUUCAGGAUGACUUAAGUACAAAAAGCAAACCUAGCCACAAUGGUAAAAGCACUUCCCUUCCUGCAGCAAACAAAGAAAAGAUUAAACCAUCAGUCAUGGUAGGUUCUACGUCCACACAUCUUUCCACACAGGCUGAUACCAAUUUUUCAGCCUUUACACCGGUAGAAUUUAGAUUGCCUGAUAACAAGGUGCAUCCAUUGGAACAGCCUUUAAAUAAUGAACCCAUACAGUCUCAGCCAACUGAUGUUAGCAGUGCUAACAGAAGUGCUCUUCAGGAAGAAGAUUCUCUGGAUAAACUCCACGCUAUAUGUGGCCAACAUUGUCCAAUACUGAUGGUGACAGUAACACCAAUUAAUGAGGAACAGAGAGGAUAUGCCUACCAAAAGGCAUCUGAUAUUGAGAACCAGCUGGGUCCAUGUUUGCUGGCAAAAAAGAGUGAACAUUUACAAUGGUCAGACAACGAUUUAAUAACAGAUGAAAAUAAUCAUGUGACUCUGAAGAAUAACUGUAUCAAUAAGAUUGCCAAUAAUAUUUUUAAUAGGCUUUAUGCUAAUAACACCUUAGAUUUUAUUAGUAACUUUGGAAUACUUGCAGGGAAGUUACAUGCAAUAGAGAAUAUGAAUGUAAAACCCGUGGAAGUCAGUAACUGUCAAAAUAAUGUACCCAAACAUGUACCCAGCGAUCUUGUGAUAGACACAAAUAGUGAGCUAUCCAAUAGAAAGCCAAAAAUAUGCCAAACCCUAAGAAUAAGCCUAACUCAUAUUGUUGGAGAAAAAUUUUCUCCCAUGUUGGCAGAUCCAGCAGAAACCUGUCAUUCUGAAACAUUUCUGAACCUCGUAGCUGCUUGGGAUGUAGGAAAUACAGUUCUUAGCCCUCUUCAGCCUGAUGGAAUUUCUCAGAAGAAUCCAGCACCUCUGACAGCAUGCCAGUCUCCACCUGUGAUGUCAAAAGACCCCAGAUACAAGAUUGAAAGGAGUGGAUAA
Molecule: messenger RNA, 5625 nt
Organism: Nipponia nippon (crested ibis)
Lineage: Eukaryota; Metazoa; Chordata; Aves; Pelecaniformes; Threskiornithidae
Source: RefSeq, a predicted model, not a curated record